Messenger RNA from Protopolystoma xenopodis, 366 nucleotides. The record is from the annotation of a GenBank genome assembly. NCBI's taxonomy places the organism in Eukaryota, Metazoa, Platyhelminthes, Monogenea, Polystomatidea, Polystomatidae.
AUGUACACCAAUUGGUUCUUUAACUUUAUCGACAGACACUAUUGGGCUAAUUCUGCACAGUCUACACAUCACUCGUACACAGACGCUGGCAUACUAGCCUUGUCUGGUAGUGCCGAUCCGAAACACCUCGGAAAGCUCGUGCACAGCCUUAUUGGCGAGCUACAUCACACUGCGAGCGCUCCGAUAGCCACGGACGAGUUGUCGCGUGCAAAGGCCCAACUUGAGUCACUGCUUCUCAUGAAUUUAGAAAUGCGGCCCGUCAUGUUCGAAGACAUUGCUAGACAAGUUCUGGCCACAGGAAAGCGUCGACAGCCGCAACACUGGAUUGAAGAAAUAAGUAUGUUGCAUUUCUGUGUAGGCUUUUAA